AUGUUGGAACCUUCAGAAGCAAGUUCUCCUGAUCAUGCGAAAGUCCAAUCGAAUCCCCUUUCAUUUCUCUCACGCUACAGCUCAAAGACGGACUUCUUGACCUAUGUUCUGCUUUACCUGGUGAAGAUGCCUUUCCCACCUGUAACCCGACCGCAGGGUCUUCCCAGCUCCGGAAAAGAGAAACCACCAGUUCCCUCAUCCGUUCUUCAGGUCAAGAUUGUGGAGGAGAAGAGUUACGUAAGGGAACGCCAAAAGAAGUUGAGCAAGAAAGCCACGCCGCACAAAAGCAAACUGCCCACCAGUCGAGCCACUGCCGGCUUGAGGUUGGAAGGUAAGAGCGCCUGGAUUACGUCUCCAAGACCUGCUGAUCCUUCGAGCACCUCGACUGCCAUGUCCUCUAAAAGUAGUUCAGGCAUUAGCGUCUCUCCAACCAACUCUCAAGAUGCAACGGCCUCCUCCAGCAAACAAAUGUUUCCUGCAAACCAAAAUCUUCCACAGGCCUCUUCAAGAUGUUCAGGAUCAGGCAGUGGACAGAAUAACAGUGAAGCUAUGAACUCAGUCAGCCUGACUCCUGAGGCCACCUUGCUCCUUCAGAAACGCAGCCGUGAGAAGCAGCUCCGUGCCAUCCGCAGUGGCGCCGCACAUCAACGCAAAGACCCCUUUGACAAGUCAGGUUCUCGAUCCAACAUCCCUAUCAUGAAGAUUUCUCUUCUUAACGACCGUCACAGAUACGAUGAUGUGGAAUAUGAGGAAGAGGUGGAACAGCGUGUAGUUCAGAACACACUGCUAAAAUGUUCUGAAUGGCUGCGUGGGGUGGAGAAUGCUGCGGGAGCGACAACGCUGGGAAGGGGGGCAAAAAUUUGCCAGAAGACCGUCUAA
Molecule: messenger RNA, 879 nt
Organism: Triplophysa rosa
Lineage: Eukaryota; Metazoa; Chordata; Actinopteri; Cypriniformes; Nemacheilidae
Product: proline-rich protein 18
Exons: 1
Coding region: 1-879 (292 amino acids)
Source: RefSeq, a predicted model, not a curated record